Messenger RNA from Orbicella faveolata, 1706 nucleotides. Its product is annotated as hatching enzyme 1.2-like. The record is from RefSeq and is a predicted model, not a curated record. NCBI's taxonomy places the organism in Eukaryota, Metazoa, Cnidaria, Anthozoa, Scleractinia, Merulinidae. Gene Ontology annotation, biological process: proteolysis. Gene Ontology annotation, molecular function: metalloendopeptidase activity; zinc ion binding; protein binding.
CCUAGCUCUCUGAAAUAUCUAAUGAUGGUUGGUUGGUUGCUUUGUUGAUCGGUUCGUUCGUUGGUCCGUUGGUUCGUUUGUUGAGGAGUUGGUCGGCCGGUUGUUCGUUAGUUCGGGCAUUCGUUCCCAGUCUUCUCUUACUAUGGAUUUUGUUAGUAUUUAUUACAACUUCAAUAAUCUAACUUUUACAAGAGGUUUUUUAAUUAUAGUGUGGUGAGAACCACAGACAUUUUGCAAUAGAUUUUUGCCGCUGGUAUUUUGCUUGGAAUCGAAAAAUGUGUUAAAGAACCUCACAGUUGGGUAAACAUCAAAAGGAAACAAUUCUGCCGGUAGAAUUAUAAUUAUUUCAAUCUGAGUUUAACCCACCGUUAUAUUAAUGAAAUCCAAUUUGGUUGCAUUUUUGGUCGAGAGAUUUAGUUCGGUUCUUUCUCCAUAGCCAUGUAUAAAGAGGAUUUUGCAGUCCUUUUUUAAAUUUUGUUGAAAUUAUGUAUUUCUGCUUGUUAAAAACUCCUGAAUGAAACUUAAGAUUAGUUCUGGAAUUUUGUUUUGGAUAUAAGUGUACCCCCAUUGGAUCGACUGUUUUAUUCAUUGUUCAUACAGAGCAGGUAGUCAGGAAAAUAAAAUAGAAAGUUUACUCGACCGUUAAAUACAAUAAUGAUAUAUUUCUAUGUUUUUGUCUGGGCGUUUUCCGCAAUGCAUUUCGGAAACGCGCCGUUCUUAUCUCAGAAUCCUUGUAACUUCGAACGCUUUGGUAAUAGAGUUGUUUUUUUCUGCAGAAAUCACGAAAUUUAAUUGAGGUGUAAUGAACUGGUGCUUCAGCGGUUUGGUGGAGCAAUGCGGUUCCACUGUGUUUACCUAACGGCGACCGUUAUCUUCAUUUUGCUCCACAUUAUCCUCCCAAAUGCAAAAACUGUGAAUGGAAAUCGGUUUGUUGUUAUCGAGGGCGAUAUGAUGGUGGACGAGUCGUUUGUCAACAAUACAAGCAAAAUCAGGAAACGUGGUGCUAUCUUGAGAAGAUUUAAAUCGCACAGUUUCUACUGGCCUGGAGCGAACUCGGAUCACAGAAGAAUUGUGCGAGUCCCAUACACCUUGGACACUGGAUUCUUCAGUAGUUUUUUUGGUACCGGAAAAGUUGUCAAGGCCUUUAAAAAAGCCGUAGACCAAUUUCACAAGAGGACAUGCAUCAGAUUUGAGAAGAAAACGCGCAAAGACACAGACUACGUAGAAAUUAUUCAGGGUUCAGGAUGUUGGUCUCAAAUCGGACGGCGCGGCGGCAAACAGCAAGUUUCUCUGGGCAAAGGAUGCGAGACAAGAGGGAGAGCUAUCCAUGAACUUAUGCACUCAAUUGGUUUUUUACACGAGCAGAGUCGACUGGACAGAGAUCAACACAUUAUUGUUUUAAGUGAAAACAUCCUAGAAGGUUAGUGAGUACAUUCUCUGAAUAAAUAUAAUAUCACAGGAGGGACAAUGAAAGUUCAUUUUGAACAGGCUAUUUCAACUUAGGCGGCAGUAUACUUGUGGCCGAGUGGUUGGGGCGCAUGAUUUGAAAUACGGAGUUCGCGGGUUCAAGUCCCGCUCUGACCACUAAGUUGGAGUUGUUUCUUGGUAGACCCUUGUUCAACUCCUCGGUCAUACUUGUAAAUAGCUGACUGGUCUGACUCCUGCAAAUUGGGAUUUUUAAGCCCAUAUAUUUUGUUUAAUUGAGA